GAAUUGUAUCUUUAUAAAUCCAGCACUCAUGUUUCACUCAUUACCUGCCGUCCCCAAGGGCAUUCCCAAUGGUCACACAAAACUCCAAGAAGUGACAUCAGAGACAUCAAUGGACGAUAUAUUCAAGUAUUUGAAGGAUGACGGAGGUGUCAUUAUCAAAGGCAUACUGCGGCCUACACAAGUCGAUCAGCUUCAUACUGAGCUUAGACCACUAUUGGAAAAAUUCCAACGGGGCUCGACUAGCGAUAUCGAGCCAUUGCAAGCUUUCCAUGGAAAGGUCACUAAACGUGCAGGUGGCCUUACGAAUAUCAGUGCUGUCUUUCGAGACCACCUAUUGGACAACGACUUUAUACACGCUAUCGCUGCGCGCGGUUUCGGUCAAGGCGGGCGGCCUGGAGUAGAUGCGUAUUGGAUUAGCAGUGCCAACACUAUCAACGUCGGCCCCGGUCAAGUUGCACAAGUCCUCCAUCGCGAUUUGGGCAACUACCCACCCUACUAUCUGCUUGGACCCGAAGGCCCUGAAUCACAACUGACCUUUCUCAUCGCGACUACCGAUUUCACUGACGCUAAUGGUGCUACUCGAAUCAUUCCUGGAAGUAACAACUGGUCCUUUGAUUUGGAAUGGGAAACUUCUCAAUCUAUUCCAAGUGAGAUGGAAGCAGGUGACUGCCUUCUCUUUGGAGGCAAAGUAAUUCAUGGAACAGGUGCUAACACAACUGACGCUGAGCGCAGUUGUGUAGCAUUCACAUUUUGCGCGAACUACCUAACGCCAGAGGAAGCGCACCCGCAUAUUGUAGAUCGCAAUAUUGUAGGGAAGCUUUCGAAGCGUGCCCAGCGCAGUCUGGGCUUCCGGUCUCAGUAUCCGCCAAACUCUCCUGGUCUGUGGAUGGAGGGUUACAAUGAAAUAGGAUUACGUCUUGGCCUUGGUCCCUAGAGGCC
Messenger RNA from Bipolaris sorokiniana ND90Pr, 939 nucleotides. RefSeq lists its product as uncharacterized. The record is from RefSeq and is a predicted model, not a curated record. Bases 29 to 934 code for a protein of 301 amino acids. The transcript has a single exon. Lineage: Eukaryota; Fungi; Ascomycota; Dothideomycetes; Pleosporales; Pleosporaceae.